Nelumbo nucifera (sacred lotus) is the source of this 1567-nucleotide messenger RNA. Its product is annotated as alpha/beta-Hydrolases superfamily protein. The record is from RefSeq and is a predicted model, not a curated record. Lineage: Eukaryota; Viridiplantae; Streptophyta; Magnoliopsida; Proteales; Nelumbonaceae. Gene Ontology annotation, molecular function: epoxide hydrolase activity.
AAAAAAAUGGAGAGACAUUCUUUGAUUUUCUUUGUUUUUUUUUUCCUUGUUGUUCUGUGCCAUAAAAACUGCUGUGAAGCGAGAACCAGAGAACCGCUAUCAUCUCUCUCUCUCUCGUACUGUGCGUCUCACAUUUUGUCAUGAUGGUUCAAGCCAAUAUUUCUUCGCUGCAGUCAUCUCCUUUCGUCCUCAAUUCUCCUUCCUCACAUCCAUCUCUUCGACAGUUGCUCAACUUCUCCGCUGGAAAAGCCGAGAGGAGAAAACUUAGAUUCAGUUGCAGAUCGAGCCGCGAACAAGAGGGGGAAUAUCUCUUGGAUGCUCCUGUUUCUGUUGGUGAUGGAUUUUCAUUCAGUGGAGGUAAAUAUUCAGAUGAGCCGAGCCCAUCGGAUGAAUGGUUCAAGAAAGGGAAGAUGGUGAAAGCUCACCCUGUUAAUGGCAUUGGUAAGAAGGCGAAGGAUCCAAUUUUUGGACUUACAAUGGGUGCUGGUUCUCAGGCUUCGUCAGAUGUUUUUAGAUGGUUUUGCGUUGAAAGUGGAAAUGCUGAUAAUCCUUCAGUUAUACUUAUUCAUGGUUUUCCAUCACAGGCAUAUUCAUAUCGCAAAGCUCUUCCUGUACUCUCAAAAGAAUACCAUGCCAUUGCUUUUGAUUGGCUAGGUUUUGGAUUUUCAGAUAAGCCUCAGCCAGGAUAUGGUUUUGACUACACGUUGGAUGAAUAUGUGUUGGCCUUGGAAUCUCUUAUUGGUCAACUUGUCAGAGAUAAAGUUUCCCUUGUUGUUCAGGGAUAUUUUGCUCCAAUUGUUGUCAAAUAUGCUAGCAACCAUCAAGAGAAGUUGAAUGAUCUCAUACUUCUUAAUCCUCCUCUAGUUGAAAAUCACGCUGAACUUCCGUCAACCUUGUCCAUAUUCAGCAACUUUUUAUUGGGUGAAAUCUUCUCACAGGAUCCUCUCAGGGCCAGUGAUAAACCAUUGACCAGUUGUGGGCCUUACAAAAUGAAAGAGGUAGAUGCAAUGGUUUAUAGAAGACCCUAUCUCACAUCAGGUUCUUCAGGUUUUGCAUUAACAGCAAUAACUAGGGCCAUGAGAAAGGAACUGAAGACCUACACCAAAGAAAUGCGGAUGAUACUAUCCAAUGAGAAUUGGAAAGUACGCACAACUGUAUGUUGGGGUCAGAGAGACAACUGGUUAGGCUAUGAUGGAGUUGAUGAUUUCUGCAAGCAUUCAAGUCAUAAAGUGGUGGAACUCGCAAUGGCAGGGCAUCAUGUCCAGGAGGACAGUGGUGAAGAGCUUGGACAACUUAUUACAAGCAUUCUUAGCAAACCGUAGCACACUUGAAGAAGAUUUGCAGUCAGGAAUAUUAGCGUUAGAAACUUGUUUCUAUAUUGAUUACUCAGUUUUAACAUUUAAAACAAAAAAAAAUCCCUUAUAGCUCUCAAAAGAAGUUUCCCAUAUAUACAAGGUAAGGGUAAACUAUUCACAUGGUUGCAUGUGUAUUGGAGGAUAUUUUGGGUAAUUCUAUUGAGUUAGAUUUCUAGGUCAUUAUAUUUUUUGCAGGAUCUGUUUUGUCAUUA